This is a messenger RNA of Cinclus cinclus, 2155 nucleotides long. RefSeq names its product ephrin A5 (gene EFNA5). Gene Ontology annotation, cellular component: external side of plasma membrane; plasma membrane. The record is from RefSeq and is a predicted model, not a curated record. Gene Ontology annotation, biological process: regulation of cell-cell adhesion; ephrin receptor signaling pathway; regulation of actin cytoskeleton organization. The transcript is spliced from 5 exons. Gene Ontology annotation, molecular function: ephrin receptor binding. NCBI's taxonomy places the organism in Eukaryota, Metazoa, Chordata, Aves, Passeriformes, Cinclidae. Bases 1469 to 2155 code for a protein of 228 amino acids.
CUUGCUGCUCUUGCUGCUGCUUCAGAGGGAAAAGGGGAGCAGCUGUUGGGCAAGACCGAGAAGAUCUAGGGUGGUUGUUUUUUUUUUUUCCGAUCUCCUUAUGUAGUCAUAUGCGGGGUGGAUUCUUUUUCUCUCACCUCCUCCCUGCUCCUUCAAACUGUUUUGUCCUUCCGCAGAAGUUGAUGUUCACGGGACUGGACGCUGCUUUAUCACAGAGAGGCUCCGGGAGGCUGAAUCAGGAAAUUUCCGCAUCUCGCCGUAUCGCUUCAUUCGAGCAGGAGAGGCCAGCCAACACCAGCAUCAUCAGAGGAGUUUGCGGGCUUGAUUUUGCACUUCUCCGAGAUUUUGCUUUUCUCCACGCCCUCUCAUAGAACAAUUUUUUUACUUUCAUCUCCUUGGUUUCCACGCCGCUAUAUAUUUCUUGGAUUGGCCGGGGUUUUCUUCCUGCCCCCCGCCUUUUUUUUUUCUUUUUUUUUUUUUUUUUCUUCCUUCGGUGUUGCUCAGUCCUUGGUGCAUCCACCACCCAGGAACAGGAAGGGCAAGAAAACCAUUCCACAAAGUCUCCUUCAAGACACUCCGUGCUGCAGAACAGGCUUCUCAACUCCAUCGGCGCAGCAGGCAAACUCCUCAGGGCUUUUGCUUCUUCCCCCCUCUUCCCCUCCCCCAUCUCCCUUUUUCUUUUUUUUCUUUUUUUUUUUUUUUUCCUGUGUUUGUUUGUUACUCAUUUGCGGGGAGCGGAGAGCGAGAAAGGAAGACACAAACUUUGUACUUUGAGAUCUGCGGCUACUUCUCCUCCCGCUCCCAGCCGGCGGCCUUUAAUAUAUUGCCAGGACCUCCCGUGGGCUUCCAGGGGAAAGGUCUCCUUCCCCUCCUCCUCCCCGCUCUUUUCCCCCGUCUCCCGCUCGCUCUUUCGCUCCUUCCAUCCCCGCGCACUCCGGCCGUCAGCGCCGCCGGGGCCGCUCUCAGGGGGCGGAGGAAAGCGCUGCUCUCGCCCGCCCGCCGCGCCGGCGGGCCGGUGUAUGUCGUGCCGUGGGCUCUGCGCGGGACUCCCGGUGAAUGAGCACCGCCCGCCGCUUGCCGCCGCCACCGGUCUCGGCCCCCACCACCCCCUGCCGGGGUGAGGCUUCCUGAGGGGCCGAGGAUCGCCCUCCCCGCCUGCUGCUCGUCUGCGGCGCCAGGCGCGCUCCGCUCGCUGCGGCGCGGCACUCCGCGGAGCCCACCGCCUGCGCGCUUCGCUUUUUAUUAAUUCACCCCACAGCUCCCGCGCCCCGGCUGGGUUCCGCCUCCUUCUUCCCCGUUCGUGGUUUUUUUUUUUUCCCCGUUAAUAUUUUCUUUUGUUUAUUUUUUUUGGUGAUUCUUUUGUUUGUUUGUUUUUGUGUUUUUUUGGGUUUUCCCCCCCCCUCCCCCCCCGUUUCCCUUUUCUUUAUUUUUCCCUCAUCCCACCUCGCCGUGCCGCCGGCCGGGCGCGAUGCCGCACGUGGAGAUGCUGCUGCUGGCGGCCGCGGCGCUGUGGGUGUGCGUGCGCGGGCAGGAGCCCGGCGCCAAGGCGGUGGCCGACCGCUACGCCGUCUACUGGAACAGCUCCAACCCCAGAUUCCAGCGAGGUGACUACCACAUCGAUGUCUGCAUCAAUGACUACCUGGAUGUGUUCUGCCCUCACUAUGAAGAUUCGGUGCCAGAAGAUAAGACUGAACGCUAUGUUCUGUACAUGGUGAACUUUGAUGGCUACAGCUCCUGUGAUCACACUUCCAAAGGGUUCAAGAGGUGGGAGUGUAAUCGACCGCAUUCCCCAAAUGGACCAUUGAAGUUCUCGGAAAAGUUCCAGCUCUUCACGCCCUUCUCGCUGGGAUUUGAGUUCAGGCCAGGCCGGGAGUAUUUCUACAUCUCUUCUGCAAUCCCAGAUAAUGGAAGGAGAUCCUGCCUAAAGCUUAAGGUGUUUGUGCGACCAGCAAACAGCUGUAUGAAAACUAUAGGUGUUCAUGAUCGUGUUUUCGAUGUUAACGACAAAGUAGAAAAUUCAUUAGAACCAGCAGAUGAUACUGUACAUGAGUCAGCCGAGCCAUCCCGUGGUGAGAACGCGGCACAGACACCAAGGAUACCCAGCCGACUUUUGGCAACUCUGUUGUUCCUCCUGGCAAUGCUUUUGAUAUUAUAG